This is a messenger RNA of Poecilia latipinna (sailfin molly), 2920 nucleotides long. It is a transcript of the gene gsg1, whose product is annotated as germ cell associated 1. Gene Ontology annotation, cellular component: plasma membrane. Lineage: Eukaryota; Metazoa; Chordata; Actinopteri; Cyprinodontiformes; Poeciliidae. The coding region runs from base 211 to 1287 and encodes 358 amino acids. The record is from RefSeq and is a predicted model, not a curated record. The transcript is spliced from 6 exons.
AGGCGAGUGUGUGUGUGUGUGAUUGAGAGAUACGCUCCUGCUUGUGUCGGAGUGACAGUCACACACCCCCGUAGAGGUCACCGUGGCGACCAAAAUCCUCCCGUCAUCAGUGGAGCGGAGUGGGAGUGGGGGGCCGUCACUUCUUUUCCACUUUUUCUCUCCAAGAGGAGGCUGAGGGAAGACGCACAGCAGCCUCCUCCUCCUUCCAUAAUGGCCUUCCUCAAGAGAGUGCGCUCCCCUUCCCUGUCCUUCUUCCAGACAGUGGUGUCCCUCCUGCUGAGCACUGUGGCCCUCACCUCCUCCUUCUGGUGCACGGGCCGGCAGAAGGUACCCAAGCCUCUCUGCACGGCCACCAAGUUCAAGCGGUGCAUCCCUGUGCCGGGCGUGUCCAACACCUCCAACAUCCAGUUCUUCUGGGAGACGGGCGACGACCGCUUCGUCUUCCCAUACUUCCACACUGGCCUGUUCAUCAUCUGCGAGGAGAACAUCUACGUGGACGAAUGGGAAGAGAAAUGUCGAUGGUUUUACAGUUUGACUCCCGAAUCAGAGGAAGCAAUGAUUUGGCUGUGUCUCACGCUGGAGUUCAUGUACGUCGGCCUGCUGCUGGUCAGCUGCCUGCUGCUGUCCGCCCAGCUGUGCAUCGCUGCCUGGUUUCCCUCCACGGUGCGCUGGGGCCAGAUGCUCAACGCCUUUGCAGCUGUCUUCACGGUCCUGGGAGGUCUUCUUGGGAUGGUGGGUCACAUGAUGUUCAUGCAGGUGUUUCAGACCACAGUUUCAAUGGGACCAGAAGACUUUAAACCUCACAGCUACGGCUACUCCUGGGCGUUCUAUUUGGUGUGGCUAGCCUUCACUGUGUGCAUGGCAGCGGGCGUCUCCACCCUGAACAACUACACCAAGAAGGUCCUGAUGGUGGGGCCCAGGAGUAGCUCCAGCCUCAACCCCUGCAGCUUUAACUUCAUGGGCCUCCUGCCACCCGCUCCCUACUACACCCCCCCAAACCUGCCCGUCACCCUGUCCGCCCCUCUCCCUGCCCCCGUGAUCUCCCAUCUGUCUCCCUACUACGAGCCUCCGCCGCCCGCUUCGCCGAGACUCACCCACUCCCACUCGCUUCCCCUGACCCACUCGGACUCCUUCCCUCCUCCCCCGCUCCAGCCGGCACCCGCGUCCCCGUUCCACCGCCUCUCCCUGUCCUCCCCGUCUCUCUCGCCCUCCAUCUCCGUUCACAUGAUGCUCCCGCGACGCAAGGAGCAUCCCUUCGAUCAGGACGAGGAUUACAGCCCGCUUUGAACUCUCACAGGCGCAUCUCAGAAUAUCGUCAAAAAGGGAAUUAAUUUCAGUGAAUUUGUUCAAAAAGUGAAAGGCAUAUCAUCACUUAUCAUCACUUUUGGUCAAAAAUGACUACAAGGAUGGCAGGUUAGGUUUUGGUUGAAGACUACUGAGUUGACCAGCAGACUGUCACUAACUCAACAACAACCUUUCUGUUCACGGAGCACUCUGUCCAAGGAUUUUGAUGGAAAAUUGAGUGGAAGAAAAAAGUCCGAAACAGCGAACCUGAAUUAAAUCAGCUGCUGUUCCUUCAACCCUUUAGAGUCCAUGUGAAAGUAUGUUUGGUCUCUUUGUUUAAAAAUUGAUCAAAAAAUUAAACAUAAUUUAUUUGCAAUAAGCAUACAGUUAUGAAGUUUGAAACACCAAAAAAAUUAACUAUUUUUCUUUUGCCUCGUUUGGAUUUUUAUUAUUUUUAUGUAUCUACUUAUGAAGUGUUGAAUGUACGGACUGGAAAAUACAAUAAAACUGCAAAAUGUAACUGUCUACUUCUAUUACAACUUUGAUUUAAAAGGAAAACAUCUCGAAAAUAACUUUUCUGUUAUUGUCGUUGCUGUCCCGCAGUUAUCCACAGAAUGAAUGACCUCAUCUCUGUUUUAAACUCAAAUGGAUAUCUUGUUGUGAACCAUCGUUCCUGUAUCAUCUAUCCUGUAUGUUUGUUUCACUUUUGAAGCAAAAUCACUGAACUACACCAGUUGACAUCCAUUUACUGGAACUCUGGUGGAAAAAAAUAAAUGACGAGUCACCACAGGGUGAAAAUGAAAAGUUUUAUUUCAAAAAUCACUGUAAUGAUCAUUCAUGUAGCAAAAAUAAACAUCAGACACACAGAGCUUUGUUGGGAAGAAAUCCUAUUUACACAUCAUGUCUCGUGCUUCAUUACUCAAACGGUUGUCUUUGUGGGAACGCGGCUAGUGGAAAGAUUUUAACGGCAUUUCCGCACAAAGUUUGGAUUUUUCUAAAAUUGACAUAAAUCUGUGGCGCCGAUAACUUCACUCCAGAGUAUUUAGUCUCUCCUAAUCACAAAUAUCUCUUAUUCCAAUAUCUAUAAUGUUUUUAGAGGAGAAUUAUUUAAUCGAAGGCAUUUCCAUCAUAUUAAUUCAGCAUUAAAAAGAGAACGUCUUUUUAUUAGAGAAGAUAGAAAAAAAUUUAUAAACUAACAAUAAAAUAAUGCAAAAACAUCAAAGAAAAUAACAAAAUACCCUUUUUUUAAAUCUACUGUAACAUACAUAUUCAUAAAUGUAAAAGUACAUAAAACAAAAAUAACCACACUUGAAUAUUGAUUGAUCGUCGUUAUACUGCCGCCAGCUUAAUGAUCUCUUUGAAAAUAGUGACGAAAAACUAAUCAUUAAGUUUUAAUUUAUCGUAAAUCUGAAGGAUUUUCUCUGUUCAGCUUAAACAAAAAAACAAACAAACAAAAAAACUGUAUCCAUAGAUGCCCUGAAGAAAACCAGCCCGACUCUGGGCUGAAAACACACUUAGAUACGACUGAGUUCGACUCCUGCUUCGUUAGUCGAAGACAGACUCGGUCAAACGUUAAGUGUAUGUGAAAAUAUCCACAGGUCUGUUGUGCUCACACUAGCAGCUUAAAUUUAAUGAA